CACGUGGCGCGGCGGCGGGUCAAGUCACCGAGAGGGUCAGGUGAUCGGCUCCCAGUCGGCUGCAGUCCGUGCUGAGGGCUCGCCGCCGCCGCCGCUGCUUCCGCCUCCGCUGCCGUUUCCGCCGCCGCCGCCGCCAUGUCCGGGCUCGCGCUGCUGUAUUCGGGGCUGGGGCUGAGCGCGGCCGCCGCCCUCACCGGCAUUGGGAUCUGCUACACAAUAUUUGGCCUGGGAUUUCGUUUUGAUGUGGCAUGGUUCCUGACCGAGACCUCGCCAUUCAUGUGGUCCAAUCUGGGCAUUGGACUGUCUAUCUCACUGUCAGUGGUGGGCGCUGCUUGGGGCAUUUACAUCACUGGAUCCAGCAUAAUUGGCGGUGGUGUCAAAGCACCAAGGAUCAAAACCAAAAAUCUAGUCAGUAUCAUCUUUUGUGAAGCUGUGGCCAUCUACGGGAUCAUCAUGGCUAUUGUGAUUAGCAACAUGGCAGAGAAUUUCAGUGGCAGAACUCCUGAACAAAUUGGUAGUCGGAAUUAUUUUGCAGGUUUCUCCAUGUUUGGGGCAGGCUUAACUGUGGGCCUCUCCAACCUCUUCUGUGGUGUAUGCGUGGGCAUUGUGGGCAGUGGUGCAGCACUGGCUGAUGCUCAGAAUCCCAGCCUUUUUGUCAAGAUCCUCAUUGUGGAGAUCUUUGGCAGUGCCAUUGGGCUCUUUGGAGUCAUUGUGGCUAUCCUGCAGACGUCAAAAGUGAAAAUGGGCGAUUAAGCUGUUUGCCAUCUAUCUGUUUGAUCACUGCAGAUUCUGUACAUAUUUAUUUAAUGUCUCCUGUUGGCUUGGGGCGGAGCUUGGUGUAUAAAAUUAUUCCUGUGAUCUUCGCCUAUUGGGCCACGGAAGAACCUGACCAAUUGAUGUGUAUGUGUGAGAAAUCUAUCCUUCUCUUCCUGUGUCCCUUUCCUGCUCCACGUCUCCUGAAGAAAAGGCCUGAGUGCCUAUGGUGGCAAGAGCCUGCAGGGCUCCAGCCCUUGCACUCCUUAUGGCAACCACUGCCAAAUGCAACGUGUUCUGUGAAAGAAACUCAUUCGUGUCCCAAGUAAUUGCCCUUCUUUGUGUGCUCCCUCCUGCUAUGCCCCUCCUCUUCUCCUCCCAUCCUCCUACUGGCUCCGAUGGUCCAUUUUCCCUGUGACUAAUGGGUGGCACUGGCUGAAGUCUUGGCAUUGAAGGCUUUGGGAAAUGUCCUCCUAGAUUCACCUGCUCCAUACUGAAGGGGCACAUAGGAGUUGGAAGGUGUAAUUUUUGGAGUUCUCUGAAGCAACACAAAUGAUUGGUUAUUAAAAUUGAUAAUAAUUAAA
Molecule: messenger RNA, 1337 nt
Organism: Anolis sagrei ordinatus
Lineage: Eukaryota; Metazoa; Chordata; Lepidosauria; Squamata; Anolidae
Gene: ATP6V0B
Product: ATPase H+ transporting V0 subunit b
Biological process (GO): proton transmembrane transport
Cellular component (GO): proton-transporting V-type ATPase, V0 domain; membrane
Molecular function (GO): proton-transporting ATPase activity, rotational mechanism
Source: RefSeq, a predicted model, not a curated record